Molecule: messenger RNA, 9166 nt
Organism: Culex pipiens pallens (northern house mosquito)
Lineage: Eukaryota; Metazoa; Arthropoda; Insecta; Diptera; Culicidae
Gene: Adcy2
Product: adenylate cyclase type 2
Exons: 20
Coding region: 1027-4767 (1246 amino acids)
Biological process (GO): adenylate cyclase-inhibiting G protein-coupled receptor signaling pathway; adenylate cyclase-activating G protein-coupled receptor signaling pathway; intracellular signal transduction
Cellular component (GO): plasma membrane
Molecular function (GO): adenylate cyclase activity
Source: RefSeq, a predicted model, not a curated record
CCAAGACCGCGACGCCGCGAUCCAAGUCCACGUGCGCGUUGAUUAGACAACAGAACGAAUAUUCGACGGCGUCGUCGUCGGGGUUUUGCAACGCGUCGCGAUUCUUCUAGUCCUGGGUAAAGGUCGGCGUUGUUUCGGCGUGGAAGAACUUGAAGAUAUUUCCCAGAGAAUCCCUCGAGUGCCAGAGUGGCGUGAAUCGCAGUCCCGCGCACGUCCCAACGCCACCGCGUGAAACGUGCUGAUGCUUCCGUUAUUAGUUUGUGCUGCUUGCUGGUCGUGAAAUGGUUAUCGUUCAUACCAUUUUUUUUUCGUGAAUGGCGUUCCGGCUGACGAUGAGUGAUGGCUAGUGGAAAUGUUCGUUCGAUGGCCAAGAUGACGACGAGGACGUCUCGCGCCUUAUUUUGAGCGGCAGCUAUAUAUUGGAGCGUUCAAGUGGGGGAAAAAUAAAUGAGAAGAAAAAUAAGUGAAGAGGGAAAACCGUGCGAAAUUUGGCAAAAGUUGCGUUCGACCGUGAAUACGGAAUGUGACGAGUGACACGAAAAAGAUGUGUGUGUAGUGUUCAAUGGGAAAGUGGGCAAAGUGAGUGCAUGCAAAACAAGAAGAGAAGAGAAAAAAGCACACAUACACGAUAGGAAACAACAAGCAAACAAGUCUUGUUUUGGUGCGAAAGGAAAACGAAAUAUAUUACGAGGCACAACAAUGUCCUACCGUGUGACAACGUGGGAGCACCACGUGCAUGCUCAUCAAAUGUUGGCGGAAAAAAGUUGCAAAUCUGUGUCAUGUCAUCGUUCACCGGGGUGUUGACGGCGGUGGUUUUCGGCAUGCCAAUAAGUGUGUGGUGAAAAAUCCCGUCAGCACAUGUGGUUAUUGAUUUUUUAUUCCUGCCCACGUGAAAAUAUUGUCACAAAGUGUUCUGAAGUCCAGGAAAUUGAGUUCUUCGCGGGUGCCACCCGCACAGCCCGAUUGGAACGUGUCAAAAUUUAACCGAAAGAGUGCCUGUAAAUACCUGUGCUGUGAGGUGGUACCAUGGAGGUAGUCAACGGUGGAACCGUGAUCUGGAGAACACGCUCGCGGGCUCAGCGAAUCCAGGAUGGCAUCGAUGAAGAAAACUCCCACCUGGACGACCUGUACACCCGGUACCGGCAGCGGCUGCGAAAGUCCCUAUUCAUCUCUGGCCUUGGCAUAUCGAUACUAUGCUGUCUGGUAUCAAUCGUCCUGUGCCAGCUUCAGACCGCGAUUGUGGCUGACUUGACGAUGCUCGGCGUGGCCGCCGUGAUCCUGUGCGGCAUCCUGGUGGCACUGCACUUCCCGGUCGUGAUGAACUCCCCGCUGGCGGCCUUGGCCUUUGCCAUGCUGACCACCGGAACCAUCGGUGCGGUGGCGAUUGCCGUCGGAGCCCAGCUGGCACCGCUGCCACUGUUUGCACUCAUUUUGGGUGUCCACACGAUGCUGCCCAUCUCGUGGCCCGUGUCGGUGGUGCUGGCGGUCAUCCUGUGUCUGGUCCACAUCGGGUACCGCCUGUGGGAUGGCGUCCACGACCUGCCGGCCUACUUCUUCCCCCAGCUGCUGGCCGAGCUCAUCUUUCUGGCGUCGGCAUCCGUCUCGGGCCUGUACUACCGCAUCAUGUCCGACGCGGCCCACAUCGACGCCGUGGACGGAACCCGGACCGGCAUCGAGCAAAGGGUCCGGCUAGAAUGCGAACGGGAGCAGCAGGAGCAGCUGCUGCUCAGCGUGAUACCGGCCUACAUCGCGGCGGAAGUCAAACGCAGUAUUAUGCUGAAAAUGGCCGACGCCUGCCAGACCGCGGGUGGUCAGAGCCAGACGCGGUUCCACGAGAUGCACGUCCAGCGCCACAACAAUGUUUCGAUCCUGUACGCGGACAUCGUCAACUUCACGCCCCUCUCGGAGCAGCUGACCGCGUCCGAUCUGGUCAAAACGCUGAAUGAGCUGUUUGGGCGGUUCGAUCAGAUUGCACAAGAGAACCAAUGUCUACGGAUAAAGAUUCUCGGCGAUUGCUACUACUGCGUGUCCGGACUGCCCGUGUCCCGGCCCCACCACGCUGCCAACUGUGUCAAUAUGGGCCUCCAGAUGAUCGAAGCUAUAAGGUUCGUCCGCGAAGCGACCGGCUUCAACGUGGACAUGCGAAUCGGCAUCCACACCGGCAACGUCCUGUGCGGUGUCCUUGGCCUGCGCAAGUGGCAGUUUGACGUGUGGAGCGAUGACGUCACGCUGGCCAACCACAUGGAGAGUGGCGGAGUGGCCGGUCGAGUCCACAUCACAAAGUCCACCCUGGACUAUCUGGGGGACAAGUUCGAGGUGGAACCGGGAGGAGGUGCCGGCCGGGAGUCCUACCUGGCGGAUCACAAAAUUGAAACGUAUCUUAUCAUACCACCGAAGAAACCGGAAAAAGAUCCCCUAAAGCCGUCUACGACCGUGGAAGCGCCCAGCCCCUCGCCCACCACCACCACCAUCCAGAUCAACGAACCCGGACCGGACCUCGGGGACACCGGGGUCAACGGGGACACCACUUCGCUGGGCGAGCCACCGCGAACGCCGAAAACGCCACGAACGCCCAAAACCCCCGAGGACCUGCGGCGCUCGCAAGUGUCCAUCGCUCUGCCGGAGGAGCAGGAGCGGCUGCUGCCCUGUCCGCGGCCUCCGCCCUCUCCCUCGCCGCUCAUCAAGCAGACCAGCAUUACCAUCACCACCGAAACGAUCAACGAAGAGGACACCAACGGAAUCGACGAGGACGAGGGUGGUUGCGAAAGGAAUGGCGAGGGAGGUGGCGGUGACCGGUUGGGGAGUCAGUGUGGAGGAGGUCGUGGCAGGUGUAGCAGGAGUGUAAGUCAGGAGAGGGAGGACAAUGGGGGACUGGAGGUGGGGAAAAAGUCCUGUCUCACGUUGCCUGUGGAACCCAUCACCACGAAUGGACAUCUGCCCGAGCGAGUUGGCAGUCGGAAAUUGUCCGUGCAAGGUCUAAUGGCAUUUGCCGAGCGGCGGAAAUCGACGAGCUCUAUUUUCGGCGACAUGCGGAAGAUGUCGAUUACGAACAUCGACUGCCUCCGGUCGCCGAUGGUGGCCACGCCGGGUCCGCUGCUGCGCAACCGCCCGUCCUCCAAGAUGACCAAGUACGUGGAGUGCUGGGGCGCGGACAAACCGUUUGCCAACAUCACCGACUCGAAGAUGGCGAAGAACAUCGGGCUGGCGAGUAUCGCCAUGAUCGAGUCCAACCUGCUGCCAGAGGACGGGCACUGCAGCGAGUGCAAGUGCUGGGGCCCGCCAAAGGAGCUGCAACCGGUGACCAUGUGGUACCGCAACACGGCCCGGGAAGCCAUGUACCGGGCCCAGCCGGACCCGAGUUUCCGGUUCGAUCUCAUCUGUUCGUUUGUAUUGUUUCUAUCGAUUGGACUGAUUCAAGUAGUAGUAUUUAAAAGCAAUGUAGUCGUUAUUGGUUCACUGAGUGCAACAGCCGUAGCGUUAGGUCUAUUUUUAUAUUUAAGCAACUACCAGAUGUCGGAGCUGUCGCCACCUGGUAAUAACGGCCCCGGCCAGGUGAUUGCCGCCAGCCGGACACUAAGGAUAGCAAUAUUUUUAAUUUCCACCUCGCUCAUCGCAGCGUGUGCCAUAUUCAGUGUGAUAAACUUUGACGAUCUAGUGAUAGCGGAUGUCCAGCUGGUGAACAACGGCACCGAGGCGGUCACGUUCGAGGUCGAGUACGCCCCGGUCGCCCCCGUAUACCUGUACACGGCCGCCAUCAGCCUGGCGGCGGCCUCGGCCUUCCUCAAGUCGGGCUUCAUCAUCAAACUACUGGUGAUGCUGUUCUUCGUCGGUGUUCAGUGCUCGCUCCUGUGGCAGAGCUCCCUCUUCGAAACAUACCAGAUGCUGUACAACUCAUGGCCUCUAGCAUUUCAGGGCGCACUGUUCCUGCUGCUGAUAGCAUCCGUCCUGCACACGCUGGACCGCCAGGGCGAGUACGUGUCCCGGACCGACUUCCUCUGGAAGGCCAAACUCAAGGUCGAGCAGGAGGAGGUCGAAACGAUGCGGGGGAUCAACAAGAUCCUGCUGGAAAACAUUCUACCCGCCCACGUGGCAGGUCACUUCCUGAAGAAGGAGCGCGAAUUUCAGGAGCUAUACCACGAAAGCUACUCGUCGGUGGCGGUCAUGUUCGCGUCCAUUCCGAACUACAAGGAGUUCUACGACGAGACGGACGUCAACAAGCAAGGCCUCGAGUGUUUGCGGCUUCUGAACGAGAUCAUCUGCGACUUUGAUAAGUUGCUGCUGAAGCCCAAGUUCAGCGGCAUCGAGAAGAUCAAAACCAUCGGCAGCACGUACAUGGUCGCGUCAGGGCUGCGGCCGGGCAAGGAGGAGGGUGCAGCGAAAAAUAAUGAGCUGGACGAAAAGCGCACCGAAGAGCACAACGUGGUGGUGCUGGUCGAGUUUGGCAUCGCCCUGAUGACCACGCUGGACCAGAUCAACCGAGAGUCAUUCCAACGGUUCCGACUGCGGAUGGGCCUCAACCACGGGCCCGUGAUAGCGGGCGUGAUCGGGGCCCAGAAGCCCCAGUACGACAUCUGGAGCAACACGGUGAACGUGGCCUCGCGGAUGGACUCGUGCGGCGUGAUGGGACGGGCGCAGACCACCGAGAACACGGCGAAGGUGCUGAUGGCGGCCGGAUAUUCGUGCGAGUGCCGAGGCCCCAUCCCGGUGAAGGGAAAGGGCAUCCUGACGACGUACUUCGUCAAGACCCCCUUCGACGACAAGAUCUAGAACGGAUCCAGUGUGUAGUGUGUGUGUGUCAGUAGGGCAGCGCAACGUGUUGUAGUGCGACCGGAAACAAUAAGUGAGUGAGAUAGAUUUAUUACGAUGAGUGGUGAAACAGAAAGAGAAGCAAGGCAACAUGAUGUGAUGGAAUUGAGGUUAGGGUUGGAAGUGCUAAUGACGUCAUUCCUGUUAAUUUCUGUAAAUUUUGUUCUAAAGAAAAGUGUUUAGACAAAUUGUAACAACUUAGUCUUAAAAACCUGCCAUAAUUUAACAGAAAAUAAACUUCACAUCAAAAUUUAAGAUCCAACAUAGCACUUCCAACCUUUUGCUUGAUACACCACUCAGAAAUUGAGAGCGUCCUUCCGGCGGCAGCAAUACGUGUAAUUUCUGAUGAUAUGCAAACAAAGAAUGCGGUUGUGUGGAUGUAUGUGUGUGUGGGCACACGUGUGCAUGAAGAUGUUCCUUUUCUCAACAUAAUCAUCGAUCAAUUUGUCGGAGUCAGUUUAUGUGGUGAUGCACAAACGUUCCGUGAACUAUUAAAACGUUUGCGAUUCUUCAAUCAAGACUGCACUAUUUCAAGGAAUUCUCAACCUUCCAAAUAUGGGAAGUAUGAUUGUAAUACAAUUACGGUGUGUUGCUAACUCAAACAUAAUCUCUGGACUUUGCUGAUAUGUUGGCACAAUGUCUGAAUGGCUUUCCUGAUUGGCUAAAUUCAAACAGUGAGUAGGCCUGUGGACCUGGUUGUAAUCAAUCUUUGGGCUGAACAAAACUAAGGUUUUUGUUGACUUUAUGUUUCUGAGCAUUAGAAAUAAAUCCGUAGAUUUUUUUUCUCAGAAUGACACAGCGAUUUUUUUCUGGAUGUAUUAAAUGCGAUCUUCAAUUUUUCGGCCCCACCAUUAAUUAAAAUGACUCCACAAUUAGUUAUUAUAAAGAAUGUAUUUUUACAAUUUUUACAAAUAUGGUAUAAAAGGUAACAAAGACAAAUUAUCAAUUUGUAGAUCUUUUAAAAAAAAUAUUUGGGUUCAGCGAUGGAAUAAUCAUCAUCAAAAGAAAAUCAUUGGACGUUCAUCAAGAGAAAAAAUCCAAAGGGAGCAUGGCUCUUCUCUCUCGCGCACGAAAGAUCGGUAAAAGGAAUCUAAAAAAAUUAUCAUCUUGAUUAUUCGGCGGAACAUCUUUUUCACUACUACAUUUGCAAGUGUAACGUCACACGUCCAAAUAUGACCUUUCACAUUUUGUAGAUGGGCAAUGUGUGUAAACAAAGUGAAAUAAAUAUUUUAAAGUGGUGCUGACAAGGAAAUUUACAAAAAAUCAUCAACAGAUUGAUUUUCUUGGAGAAGUUCGGGAGCGAUUUUAUUUUGCGUGAUUUGCCUCCUCUCUCUUUCGCGGGUGAAGAAAGUACGGAAUCGACGUAACACCUUAUUAUGUGGCCCUCUUAAACCUUGCGGUUUCGUCAACGGAUCCACAGGCGUGUAUCGUUCUUUUUGCGACAAGACUCCGCCUCCCGGGUCUCCUGAGUGUGAAGGUAUGGCACGGGGAGAGGGCACCGAAAACCUAUAUUUACACUUAGAAUUUAUUUGCGUCCGCCUCGGGAUUCGAACCGGCGACCUCUGGAUUGUGAGUCCAGUGCGUGGUUCGAUUGAUCUACACAGGCAGACAAGAAGGUGAAGAAAGUUCGCAAGCGAAAUUGAUUUUUUGCGAUUAUUCCAUCCCUGUUUGGGUUUCAAAUUUAUUUUUAUUGCAUUGCAAAGAUCAAAAAAUUUCACAAUAGUUCCCAUUUUUAACAAUGAAAAUCAGACACUUAAAGAAAUUCAUUGCUCUAAUUUUGAAGCUCCACAUUAAAGGAAAUUUUCUAAGCCAUUCAAAAAAUUUGAAUAUGGUUUACUUUCAACAAGUAUUUUAAAAAUGCAAAACACGAAAAGUAAUCGAAAAUAAAUACUCAAAAGUAGCUAUUACUUGAGAACGGCACAUUUUACAAAAAAAAAAAUAUCUUUUUGAUUGAAAAUUUGAUUUUGCUUUUAAAAAAUAUUUCAAUUAUGUUUUUGUCAAUAUUUUUGAUAUUUUAAAAAAACAAGCCAUUUUUAAAAAAAGAAUAUGAUAUUUUUGAAUGGUGUUUUUUGAAUAAAUAAUGAUCUUACUUUAAAAAAAAAUGAAUCAAAUUUGCAAUUGAAAAGUGCUUAACAAUUUUUUUGAUUAAGUAUGCUAUUUUCAAGAUAAAGCCACUUAAAAUUUGAUUUUAGCUACAGUUUAGACUCGAUUAUCCGAAGGAUUUGGCAAAAUUUCACAUCGGUUAAUUGAAUCACAUUUUUUUCGAUGUUUGAUUAUUUUUUUACUGUCGAGCUUAAGUAUGGCCCCUUAAUUACUCUAAAGUGAUUUAGAAUGUUUAAAUUCAAGAUGGCGGCCAAAAUGGCGAUGAUGAAAUAAUGAAAAAAAAAUGCAAAUUUUAUUUGAUUUGAAAGGUUGGCCUUCAAAUUUGACUUAAAUCGGGCCGCAGAACAAGAAUAAAAAUUUCAGUAAGUUUUUUUCCAAAUUUUUUUUUACUCUUGGUAAUUUCUUAGUAAUAAGUAAUAAUCGUUCCAAAAUGGAUUGAUAUUUAACACACAGCUGAACGGAACUCCAAAACUCUGUUAUGUACUGCGAAUGAACAAAUUGUAACACGAUUAUUCACUAAUACAACCGAAUUGAAUUGAAUUGAACAAGAAAAAAAUAAGAGACAAAUAUGUUUCUCUUGAUUUUAUUAUCCAAAGUCCAAUACAAACCUUCGGAAAAUUGUGUCUAGACUGUAUAGAAAAAAUUUCAUGAGUGCCCACAUUUUAAAAUAUUUGUCCCGAAAGGUUCAGUAAAUUUCGCAUAGAUUAUAAUUUUCUAAUCUCUUCGAAAAAAUAUCUACAAAUAUUUGAAGUCAAGACUAACAUUUCAAUAGGGUAAUAUUUGAAAAUUUUGGUCUUUGGGGAAGCCCCCUUCAAAGUUUUAGUUGAAUCAACAAAUACAAAUAAAACAAAUUGCCGGAGUUUGGGGGAAAAGCACCCGUGUUUAAUCCUACAUCUUGUUUGGAGCAUAACUUUAUUCGACAUGGUUGAUCGAUUUCAGUCUUGUCUCAAAAACAACCAUGCCUCUCCAUAUUGACCUGCUGCGAUACUUCGAAAUAGCUUCAUCUGUGAAACAUGUCCAAAAACGUGAGCUUUUUGCUAGAGAUUCCGAAUUUAUUGAUUUAGCAAUUAAAAAUAUCGAGUUACUUAUCAUUAACAGUUGAUUUUAGAGAAAAAUAUUUUUAAUUCGAAUAAAUCGAAUUUAACAAAUUAUUCAUGUGUUGUAAAUACAAAAAAAAAUCAGCCGUUGAAUUUCCAUUGGCUUACCUUUAAAAAUAGUAUUGAGACACUUUGAAAAUUUUUUGAUUUAUUUCAGUUUUGCAACAAUUACCUGACUCACAGUCAGUAUUUUUCUAUCGAAAAAAAAAACAAAUCAUAAGUUGAGGAAAUGAACAUCAUGAGUACGAAAGAGCGAUCACAUUUGCAGUAAGAGACAACUUCCAUAACGUUAAAAAAUCCAAGAUGACCUAUUAAGUAUACGUCGAGCGUGUUUGCAUGUCAAGAGUGUGGGCAAAAAAUAGACAAAAUGGAACCGUUCAUUAUUUUCGUGCAAAGUACAAGCACUCUUAAGCUAGAAAAACAAAAAUGUUUGAAGACACAAUCGUCAACGGUGAAGAAAUUUGUACUCACUUUAAGUGUGACACUGUAACGAGCACGAGGAGAAAGAAAGUGACGAAAACAAACAGGUACAGCAAGUACACAACACAAACAGCCAGGACUCACCCAGGACCGAGGCCCCAGGUGUUGGCCCCCCUGAGCAGAAUCUGCUUUUGCACACAAAGACACCCACCCUUUUUGCCACACACACCUGCCUAGCAAACCACAAAAAUCUACCUUACCUGUGUUGUGCAGUACAGCGCCGCGGUUAAGAUCGCCAUCAUAAUCAUCAGUGAAGAGUAACUUUUUCCCACCCAGAGCAUCCCAGAGCAAGCAUUUCUACUAGCGUAACUUUCACCCUUCCCCCAACUCAAGAGUACCUACAGAGAAGAAACACUCAGACACAUACUCAAAAAUAAAACAAAGUGUUGAAUGAAAAGAAGGACACGGACUUUUGUAAGGAUUAACAACAAAUGCUAAAUAAUGUAGCUGCAUGAAAAAUGUAUGAAAAAAACAGUGUGUAACAAACAAAACAGCAAAGUAAACCAAAACAUCAAGAAAUGAAACAACAACAAAUAAACCUAACAAUCAAAGGCAAAGAUAGGAGCCAGUUAAGAUUCUAGUGUUUUAUAUUAUUUAUUUUUUUCCAAAUCUUGUCGUACAAUAAAUAAGUGGCAAAGCUGCUGUAGAAAAAUAAAGAAAAACGUCAAUUGAAAAAUCAA